CACCUCAGUGACAGCAUCUCCAGGGACCUCUGUACCACACCCACCAUCCAUGAGCCACUGCCUCCUGUGAACCCUGAUUCAGAUUGAAGCCACCUGAAGUGUCACAGAACAUCCCCCCCAUGAUGACAACCAAGGACAUUUUCCCAGCCUCAAAGCCAUUGACUUACAUCCUGCUUCAGACAUCUUCAGAAGCCCCCAAACACACCACCAAAUCUUACAAGACCAACAAGCCCAAAGGGUCCCUUCUCAAAACACAGGACUUAGUAAGAAUGUCCAAGCAAUCCCCAGAGAAUUGUGGGUACUAUCUUUAUGAGCCUAAAAACUUCUACUGCCUGGACCUGUGUCCCCUUAUAGCAGGGAAGCUUCUGGCCCCACAGCUGCAGACCCAUGUCUCUAUUCCUGAGGCCACAGAAACAUACAUCCCUAAGGAUUCCACAGCUAGGCUUCAGCUGAUUGAUCAGAUGUAUGGGUUCAGAAAUAAUAUCAACCCAACCCUACGACCUCCCAGGAAUGCACCCUCUACAGAUACCAUGAAGGUACCCUCUAUAUCAGUAAUGAAGGCAUCCUCUUCAGAUGUCAUGAAAGUACCCUCUGCAUCAGCCAUGAAGACACCCUCUGCAGAUGCCAUGAAGGUACCCUCUAUAUCAGUAAUGAAGGCAUCCUCUUCAGAUGUCAUGAAAGUACCCUCUGCAUCAGCCAUGAAGACACCCUCUGCAGAUACCAUGAAGGUACCCUCUAUAUCAGUAAUGAAGGCAUCCUCUUCAGAUGUCAUGAAAGUACCCUCUGCAUCAGCCAUGAAGACACCCUCUGCAGAUGCCAUGAAGGUACCCUCUAUAUUAGUAAUGAAGGCAUCCUCUUCAGAUGUCACGAAAGUACCCUCUGCAUCAGCCAUGAAGACACCCUCUGCAGAUGCCAUGAAGGUACCCUCUACAUCAGCCAUGAAGACACCCUCUGCAGAUGCCAUGAAGGUACCCUCUAUAUCAGUAAUGAAGGCAUCCUCUUCAGAUGUCAUGAAAGUACCCUCUGCAUCAGCCAUGAAGACACCCUCUGCAGAUGCCAUGAAGGUACCCUCUACAUCAGCCAUGAAGACACCCUCUGCAGAUGCCAUGAAGGCAUCUUCUAUAUCAGUAAUGAAGGCAUCCUCUUCAGAUGCCAUGAAGGUACCCUCUACAUCAGCCAUGAAGACACCUUCUGCAGAUGCCAUGAAGGCAUCUUCUAUAUCAGUAAUGAAGACACCCUCUGCAGAUACCAUGAAGAUAUCCUCUACAACAAUUGUGAAGGCACCCUCUUUGGUAGCCUCAAAAAAACCCUCUGCAGGGUCCAUGAAGCCAAGGACCAAGACCCAACCUAAGAACCAAAAAGACAAAGAAAAACAUUGCCUCUCUCUUGACCUGGUGCUUAUCAACCCAAACAGGUCAGCCCCAGGCAUCAAACAUCUCCCUAUUCCAGAGGCCACAAAAGUCACAAUUCCAGAAACCCAUGUUAUUUAUUGAACU
Phodopus roborovskii (desert hamster) is the source of this 1496-nucleotide messenger RNA. Its product is annotated as mucin-5AC-like. The transcript has a single exon. The record is from RefSeq and is a predicted model, not a curated record. Bases 120 to 1493 code for a protein of 457 amino acids. NCBI's taxonomy places the organism in Eukaryota, Metazoa, Chordata, Mammalia, Rodentia, Cricetidae.